AUGCCUUCAUUUGACACGGAGGUCAUCGGUGCCCGCAAAGAAAUGGUGGAAUGCGAACUCGUUGGUGAGGGCAUGGCAGAUCUUGUUGGUAUUGGAAUAAUGGUAGGCUUCGUUGGACAAGCUCUUCUGUCUCUACUCCUCUCGAUAUGGGUCUUCUUCCUGUCCAGGCACAGCAACCUAGACACACGGUAUGCCAAGGGCACUCUAGAGCACAAGAUUGAGCGUAAGAGGCUCGGGUUCGCUUCCGACAUUCUCAUGAUUGGAAAUGACAUACAAAUGGUCCUUGGGGCCUCGUACAUGAUUAGCGUCUUUGUGAUCGUGGACCGCCUAGACUUGUACCACUUACAUUUGGUGUUUGACAUUGUCAGCUUUGUCGGGGUCUCCAACGCCGCAGCCAUGGUAUGCUGGACAUUUUGCAAGGCCAAACUCGACGACGGCACCGAUAAACCCCGGAGCAGCGCUCACAUCAGUCCCGGCAUCGCAUACUUCACGCCGCGCCAUCGAGCAACCUACGGCUUUGCCGUCAUGUUUCUCGCGUUAACCGUCCUUCUCUGCGUCCAGUUAAGCGAGUGGGCGCCAAACCAGGAACCCGGGCGCUGCUACCACGCCCAGCUCAUAACUCUUACCCAUGCCAACCAUCCCGCAGCCGAUAUCACAUAUGUGGUCGUCACCGCCGUGUGGAUGAUCUUCGCCAUGGCCAGUGCGAUUCUGCUCAACGCCCAUCGCCGAAAAUGGGUCCUCUUGUCGUCGUUUCUGCAGUUUCCGCUACACUUGUACAUGGCGCUGGCUCUGCGGAGCGCCAACCAGGGCAAGUUGGAGGGCGAGGAGUCGGAUGAAAACGGGUGGGACUUUGGGCAAACCACUGCUGUGGUGCUCUUGGCGCUGGCUCUGGGGGAGUUGUACCGCAAGGGACGUGAGUAUAUCCAGUUUGAACGGUUGGCCAGACGUAAUGGUAUCAAAGGGGGGAGUGUGAGUGUUGAGAGGCCAACGUCGCGAGACAUGGAGCUUGAAGAGUUGAGGCAUCACAGUUAUGAUGAAAGUGUUCAUGAGGAGCGGAGAUAUCUGAAUCCGGGGGCAAAAUAA
Molecule: messenger RNA, 1083 nt
Organism: Pochonia chlamydosporia 170
Lineage: Eukaryota; Fungi; Ascomycota; Sordariomycetes; Hypocreales; Clavicipitaceae
Exons: 3
Coding region: 1-1083 (360 amino acids)
Source: RefSeq, a predicted model, not a curated record